UCAGUUGAGAUGUCAGCUUUUACUCCAAGGAAGAGGAAGCAGCAUUCUUUGAACUGUGACAAGCUAUUAUCAGAUAUUCCCUCGAAGAAAUUCAUUUUGGACUUGACUGAAAAUAUAUUUCCAUCACCUAAUAAAAAGCACAUUUGCCAAAGCAGUGAUAAAAACGAAGAAAAGAUGCAUUGCUCUCAACAAGACCAUUUCAUUUCAAGUCCAUUUAAAACAACUAAAAAAAGUAGAUUGCCGUCUGCAAAUCAAGGUUCACCAUUUAAAUCUGCUGUGUCUACUGUAUCUUUUUAUAACAAAGAUAAGUGGUACCUCAAUCCAUUGGAGAGAAAGCUGAUAAAAGAGAGGAGACCCAUUGCUAAAAAUGAAGAUAAGUCUUCUCCCAGUGUGACAGAAAAAAUGCAGGGAAAACCAGUCUGCUCCAAGAAAAUGAACAAAAAAACACAGAAGAGUUUAACUGCUAAGUAUCAACCAAGUUAUAAGUGCAUCAAGCCUGUAUCAAAGAAUUCUAAAAAUUCCAAGCAAAAUCGAGUGGCCUAUAAGCCAAUUGUGGAGAAAGAGAAUAAUUGUUAUUCAGCUGAAAAUGAUCUGAAUGCUCCUCGGGUUCUAAGCCAAAAAGUCAAACCACAAGUUACACUCCAGAGUGGAGCCGCAUUUUUUGUUAGUAGAAAAAAAUCCUCUCUUAGAAAACUGACUCUAGAAAAUAAGCCAUUACUGGGACUCACCCAAAAGAAUAAAUCAGAAGUGAUUGAAGAUUCUGAUGAAGAGACUGUCAGUGAAAGAAAAGGUUUUGAGACAAGGCAAGUGCCAAAGUAUUUGUUACUAGAAAAGGGACUGAACAUUGAGCUGCUGGGUGCAAGAAGUAAAAACGAAGAGAAAUUAAUAAAGGAUUCAUCAGGUGGAGUAGUUUCUUCAAGGGAAUGUAAAACUCAUGAAAAUAAGUGUUUUCCUUCAGAGAAUUCUCUCAGUGAGAACAAGGCAGUUUCUCCUGAGUCCGUUGUCUAUCCCAUCUUCAGUGUUUCUUCAGUCAAUACAAAAAGAUCUCUAGUUGAAGAACAGUCUUCUCUGGGAUCCAUCAUAUCUACUAACUUUUUGAAACAGAUCAACACACAGAAAAGUACUAAUACCAGAGAUACAAAUAAAGAAACAAAAGACCAGCUCAUCAUUGAUGCAGGUCAGAAACAUUUUGGAGCCACCAUGUGUAAAUCUUGUGGCAUGAUCUAUACUGCUUCCAACCCUGAAGAUGAAAUGCAGCAUGUUCAGCAUCACCACAGAUUUUUGGAGGGAAUCAAAUAUGCAGGCUGGAAAAAAGAACGUGUAGUAGCAGAGUUUUGGGAUGGGAAAAUUGUGCUGGUCCUGCCACAUGAUCCAAGUUAUGCUAUCAGAAAGGUAGAAGAUGUCCAAGAACUUGUUGAUAAUGAAUUGGGCUUCCAGCAAGUUGUUCCCAGAUGUCCAAAUAAAACCAAAACUUUUCUCUUUAUAUCUGAUGAAAAGAGAGUAGUUGGGUGUUUAAUUGCAGAGCCCAUCAAACAGGCCUUCCGUGUCCUGUCCGAACCAACUGGUCCAGAAUCUCCAAGCUCUAAAGAAUGUCAUAGGGCUUGGCAAUGUUCAAAUGUACCAGAACCUGCAGUCUGUGGGAUAAGUAGAAUAUGGGUCUUCAGACUGAAGAGAAGAAAGCGCAUUGCAAGACGACUGGUAGAUACUCUCAGGAAUUGCUUCAUGUUUGGCUGUUUUCUCAGCACUGAUGAAAUAGCGUUUUCUGACCCAACGCCAGAUGGCAAGUUAUUUGCAGCCAAGUACUGCAACACUCCUAAUUUCCUUGUGUACAAUUUUAAUAGUUAAAGCUAAUUUCAACUCUAGAACAGUUACUGUGUAGAUGAGUUCAGACAGCCUCUUAUCAUAUAAUACGAACUACUUAACAA
Messenger RNA from Ceratotherium simum simum (southern white rhinoceros), 1925 nucleotides. RefSeq names its product establishment of sister chromatid cohesion N-acetyltransferase 2 (gene ESCO2). The record is from RefSeq and is a predicted model, not a curated record. Gene Ontology annotation, cellular component: chromatin; nucleus. Lineage: Eukaryota; Metazoa; Chordata; Mammalia; Perissodactyla; Rhinocerotidae. Gene Ontology annotation, molecular function: protein-lysine-acetyltransferase activity. Gene Ontology annotation, biological process: mitotic sister chromatid cohesion.